Messenger RNA from Poecilia latipinna (sailfin molly), 2746 nucleotides. RefSeq names its product armadillo repeat containing 3 (gene armc3). Bases 227 to 2665 code for a protein of 812 amino acids. Lineage: Eukaryota; Metazoa; Chordata; Actinopteri; Cyprinodontiformes; Poeciliidae. Gene Ontology annotation, molecular function: protein binding. The transcript is spliced from 17 exons. The record is from RefSeq and is a predicted model, not a curated record.
UCAGAAUGCACGUUCAGCUUACAGGCUGGUCGAUUUAUUGUUCUAAUUAUAAAACCUAUAAGGUCAAUAGAACAUCCGUCAUAGUGGUUUGUUGGCUACUUCAGGAGUUGGUUUUUAUAGUGCAAUAGUCGGCUACAGGUUAGCUAAACAGUUUACCUAACUAUUGUGCGACCUAAGUGUGUUAAGCAGCAUUUGAACAGCUGUUAGCUGUUCUUUAAACAGCAAAAUGGGAAAGAAGACGGGGAAGGACAAGGAGAAAGAGGACAAGGACGCGUUUGAAACUCUGUCUCUAGAAAGUAAAGCCCCAGGAACGGUGGUGUUGCUCUUAAGCUCUCAAGAAGAAGACAUUCUGCUAAAAGCAAGUGAAGCAAUCCAAAAGUUUGCUGAGAAAGGAGAAGAGAACAAAGUGAUGCUGCUGGGAUUAGGAGUCCUUGGGCCUCUCUGCAAGCUUAUUGAUCACAGCAAUAAACUGAUCAAACGCAAUGCCCUCAUGACCUUGGGUAAUAUGGCCACCAAUGGCGAAGUUAGCGAAGCUCUGAAAAAAGAGGAUUUCAUUCCAUCGCUUUUACAGAAGCUCACACCUGAAGAGGAUGUUUUCGUGCAUGAGUUUGCAACACUGUGCCUUGCCGCUGUGGCAAUGGAUUUCACCUGCAGAGUCCAGAUCAACGCCAACGAUGGUAUGCCACCUCUAAUCAAACUCCUCAGCAGCCCGGACCCAGAUGUCGCAAAGAACUCAUUGGAGAUCAUCUUCAACCUAGUUCAGGACCUCGAGAACCUCGAGGUGCUGCACGAGCUAGGUGCUAUCCCCCCUCUUCUGGAGCUGCUUAAGUCCGACUUUCCUGUCAUCCAGCAUUUAGCCUUACAGAUAUUUCAGUGUGUCACUACCGAUUUGGAAACACGGAAGACCUUCAGGGAGGAGCUGGGAUUUGAGAGGUUCCUGGAUCUUCUGGAUAAUAUGGAGUUUAACGACCUACAUGCUGAGGCCUUGCAAACAGUGUCAAACUGUCUGGGUGAUAUUGAGACUCUUCAAAUCAUCCACCUUAACGGGGGGCUUACGAGGCUGGCGGAGUUUGUCCUUGCACCAAGCAGUCCCGAAAUCCAGUCCAUUGCAAUCAAAUGCAUCACAAGGGCAGCUCAGAGUUCCGAAAGCCGCGAAGUUUUCCACGAGCAGAUGAUCGAGAAAGUUCUAGUAGAGCUUUUGUCUGCGGCCGAUGACAAUGUGAAAGCUUCCGCCUGUCAGGCUAUCGCAGCCAUGAGCUUCCACCCUUGCAGCAAAGACCGCUUCAGAGAGUUGGAGGGCGUCCCCAUUGUGGUGCAGCUGCUGAGUAGUGAGAGCUCGGUACUGAAAGAGGCAGCGACCCAGGCUCUCUCGAGCCUCACACAUAGCAACGAGGCCAAUGCGCUUGCAGUGUAUGAGGCAGGGGGCCAUGAGAUCCUCAUCCAGCAGCUCUCUGAAAGCUCUGCAAGCACAGUGGCCAGCUCUGCUGCCACUAUUUCUAAUAUGGCAGAACAGGAGAUCAUCCAGUCCAGCAUCCUGACACUAGGAGGCGUACAGGCUCUGGUUGAACCCUUGAAGUCCACAGAUACACAGGUCCUGAUGUACACUGCCCUGUGUGUGGCACAGCUGGCCUGUGACAACGAAGAAAGGGACAAGUUUCACAAAGCUGGAGGCCUCGAACCGCUCGUCAAUCUGCUGCAUUCCAAUGACAAAGAGGUGCUGAGACACGCGUGCUUCGCCGUGAACGUUUGCGCUGGGGAUACAGCUUGUGCUGUGACGAUGUGCAGACUUGGGGCCCUGGAAAUACUUCAGGAAAUCAACCAGUCAGCAAACCGUAGGAGCAGUUUCAGCGAGUUGGCCACGACCAGCCUGCUUAACUCCAACUUGCCUGUUAAAUACAACCGGCUGGGACGAUUGACUGCAAAUGACAUUAUUACAAGCAACUUCUUUGAUGCUGGGCAGGCUUGUGUGGGUGAGCCGUUUCUGACUUUGGAGGAGUUGAUCAGCCAGCCACUCAACCAGCAGCGGGCGAUUAUUGUUUUCAACGUCCCAGUAGAAGAGACAGUAGAGCUGGCAGAAGACAGAAAACCCAGCCCAACAGAAUCAGAAAUCAAGAAAGGACGAAUGACACCAAAAAGGAAAAGAGAGAAAGACAAACCCGACGAAGAGCCCCAAGAUGUUCUUACAGAGAAGUCACCAAUUAUUUUUGGGGACGUCUCCCUGCUUAUGCUAAUUAAAGAGGCCAAAGACUCCGUCCUUUCACUGACAGAUGAACGAGAGCAGUAUGCGGCCUUGGCCAGGUUGGUGAGUGAUGCCAUGGGUGGAGCAGUGCCUCUGGAAAAGCUGCACGAAUUAGACUGGGUGCUGCACCAAAGUGACCUCAGGUUUCAGCUGAAGUCGAAUGUUAUUCCCAUUGGUAUGAUAAACAAGGGAACCUACUGCCACAGAGCGCUUCUCUUCAAGUGUCUUGCCGAUACCAUCGAAAAGAGCUGCACUCUUGUUCGCGGUGAUUACAAUCGGGCCUGGAAUGAAGUUCUUCUCUUCGAGGAGGUCCAUGAAAACCUAAGGUCUCCGGAGCCAAUCUGCUACAUAGUGGACCUUAUGCAUCAGCCUGGAACCUUAAUGCCAAUUGAUUCCCCAGCUGCUCAGCAGUAUCAGACUAUAUAGUUUCAUUCUGUUUCACAUACUUGUACAAACAUUCAAUAUACUAUAGCAAAGAACUAUACAAUAAACUAUAAGUUACGUCUU